GAUGGAUCUCCCUGCCGAAACUCGGUGCCAUCCGGGACAGUUGGAGUCCCCGGUCAAACACCAUGUUGCCCUCCUUGCUCCCUUUCCUCACGGAAUUUAAUCUAGGGUGUUUAGUGACCAAAAUAAACCUCUUAAGGCCCCCAAACACUGUUGAAGACUGACAGCUUAAGCUGACAGUCGCCUCUAGAGAGACUUCUCCUGUAAUGGCGCCUGCGUCAGUCACUAACAUGGCGGACAUAGUCGUGCGCGGCGCAAACGUCAGCAGCUCUACCCCAGACGCUCAGAAACAGCGGAGGAGAGCGGGGCCGUGCUCACUGAUUGGUUCAGAGGCGGAGCGUGCCGGACUGGGCGCUCCCACAGGAGCCAAUCAGGACGGCUAGAGACGGAAUUGGCCGCUGCGCCUCCUCCCGAGGCAUGCUGGGAGACUGGAGGACUAGUGAGGAGGAGUUGAGAGAACGGAGCGGACGCCAUGGCGACCAACAUCGAGCAGAUUUUUAGGUCUUUCGUGGUCAGUAAAUUCCGGGAAAUUCAACAGGAGCUUUCAAGUGGAAGGAGUGAAGGCCAGCUCAAUGGUGAAACAAAUACACCUAUUGAAGGAAACCAGGCAGGUGAUGCAGCUGCUUCUGCCAGGAGCCUACCAAAUGAAGAAAUAGUUCAGAAGAUAGAGGAAGUACUUUCUGGGGUCUUAGAUACGGAACUACGAUAUAAGCCAGACUUGAAGGAGGCUUCCAGAAAAAGUAGAUGUGUGUCUGUACAAACAGAUCCUACUGAUGAAAUACCUACCAAAAAGUCGAAGAAACAUAAAAAGCACAAAAAUAAAAAGAAGAAAAAGAAGAAAGAAAAGGAAAAAAAGUAUAAAAGGCAGCCAGAAGAAUCUGAAUCAAAGCCGAAAUCACAUCAUGAUGGGAACGUAGAUUUAGAAUCAGAUUCCUUUUUGAAGUUUGAUUCUGAACCUUCAGAAAUGGCACUGGAGCAUCCUGUAAGAGCGUUCGGCCUAUCUGACACCAGUGAGUCUCCUGCACUUGUGCUAGAACCUCCUGUAGUAUCUAUGGAGGUAUUAGAGCCACACACCUUAGAAAUUCUGAAGCCAGCUACAAAAACUGCAGAACUGUCAGUUGCAUCUACAUCAGUAGUUUCAGUGCAGUCAGAGCAGUCUGUAGCAGUAAUGCUGGAACCAUCCACGACAAAGAUUCUGGAUUCCUUUGCAACAGCACCAGUGCCUACUACAACAGUAGUGCUAAAGUCAUCUGAGCCGGUUGUGACAAUGUCAGUGGAGUGUCAGGUGAAGCCUGGGCUGAAAUCUUUGGAGAGCACACCUCCAGAGCCAUCAAAGAUCAUGUUGUUAGAGCCUCCAGUAGCAAAAGUGCUAGAGCCAUCAGAAACCCUUGUGUCAUCAGAGACACCUACUCAGGUGCACCCUGAGCCAAGCACAUCAACAACAAUGGAUUUUCCAGAGUCAUCGGCAACUGAAGUGCUAAGAUUGCCAGAGCAGCCUGUAGAAGUACCAUCGGAGAUUGCAGAUUCAUCCAUGACAAGACCGCAGGAGAUGCUGGAGCUGCCCAAGACCACAGCGUUGGAGCUGCAGGAGUCGUCGGUGGCCUCAGCGAUGGAGUUGCCGGGGCCACCUGCGACCUCCAUGCUGGAGUUGCAGGGGCCCCCUGUGACUCCAGUGCUGGAGUUACCUGGGCCCUCUGCUACCCCGGUGCCAGAGUUGCCAGGGCCCCUUUCUACCCCAGUGCCUGAGUUGCUAGGGCCCCCUGCGACAGCAGUGCCUGAGUUGCCGGGGCCCUCUGUGACGUCAGUGCCACAGUUGUCGCAGGAAUUGCCAGGGCUUCCAGCACCAUCCAUGGGGUUGGAGCCACCACAGGAGGUACCAGAGCCACCUGUGAUGGCACAGGAGUUGCCAGGGCUGCCUGUGGUGACAGCAGCAGUAGAGCUGCCAGGGCAGCCUGUGGUUACAGUAGCAAUGGAGUUGACCGAACAACCUGUGACGACGACAGAGUUGGAGCAGCCUGUGGGGAUGACAACGGUGGAACAUCCUGGGCAGCCUGAGGUGACGACGGCAACAGGGUUGCUGGGGCAGCCUGAGGCAGCAAUGGUGCUGGAGUUGCCAGGACAGCCAGUGGCAACGACAGCGCUGGAGUUGCCAGGGCAGUCUUCGGUGACUGGGGUGCCAGAGUUGCCAGGGCUGCCUUCGGCAACUAGGGCACUGGAGUUGUCGGGGCAGCCUGUGGCAACUGGGGCACUGGAGUUGCCUGGGCAGCUCAUGGCAGCUGGGGCACUGGAGUUCUCGGGGCAGUCUGGGGCAGCUGGAGCACUGGAGCUUUUGGGGCAGCCUUUGGCAACAGGGGUGCUGGAGUUGCCAGGGCAGCCUGGGGCGCCAGAGUUGCCUGGGCAGCCUGUGGCAACUGUGGCGCUGGAGAUCUCUGUUCAGUCUGUGGUGACAACAACGGAGCUGUCAACGAUGACCGUGUCGCAGUCCCUGGAGGUGCCCUCGACGACAGCGCUGGAGUCGUAUAAUACGGUAGCACAGGAGCUGCCUACUACAUUAGUGGGGGAGACUUCUGUAACAGUAGGAGUGGAUCCCUUGAUGGCCCAAGAAUCCCAUAUGUUAGCUUCUAACACCAUGGAGACCCAUAUGUUAGCAUCCAACACCAUGGACUCCCAAAUGCUAGCGUCCAACACCAUGGACUCCCAGAUGCUAGCGUCCAACACCAUGGACUCCCAGAUGUUAGCCUCUAGCACCAUGGACUCCCAGAUGUUAGCAACUAGCUCCAUGGACUCCCAGAUGUUAGCAACCAGCUCCAUGGACUCCCAGAUGUUAGCAACCAGCUCCAUGGACUCCCAGAUGUUAGCAACCAGCUCCAUGGACUCCCAGAUGUUAGCAACCAGCUCCAUGGACUCCCAGAUGUUAGCAACCAGCUCCAUGGACUCCCAGAUGUUAGCAACCAGCUCCAUGGACUCCCAGAUGUUAGCAACCAGCACCAUGGACUCCCAGAUGUUAGCAACCAGCUCCAUGGACUCCCAGAUGUUAGCCACUAGCUCUAUGGAUUCCCAGAUGUUAGCAUCUGGUACUAUGGACUCUCAGAUGUUAGCUUCCGGCACCAUGGAUGCUCAGAUGUUAGCGUCUGGUACCAUGGAUGCUCAGAUGUUAGCAUCUAGUACCCAAGAUUCUGCUAUGUUGGGUUCAAAAUCUCCUGAUCCCUACAGGUUAGCUCAGGAUCCUUACAGGUUAGCUCAAGAUCCCUAUAGGUUAGGUCAUGACCCUUAUAGGCUAGGUCAUGAUGCCUACAGGUUAGGGCAAGACCCCUAUAGAUUAGGCCAUGAUCCCUACAGACUAACUCCUGAUCCCUAUAGGAUGUCACCUAGACCCUAUAGGAUAGCACCCAGGUCCUAUAGAAUAGCUCCCAGGCCAUAUAGGUUAGCACCUAGACCCCUGAUGUUAGCAUCUAGACGUUCUAUGAUGAUGUCCUAUGCUGCAGAACGUUCCAUGAUGUCAUCCUACGAACGCUCUAUGAUGUCUUAUGAGCGGUCUAUGAUGUCCCCUAUGGCUGAACGCUCUAUGAUGUCAGCCUAUGAGCGCUCUAUGAUGUCAGCUUAUGAGCGCUCUAUGAUGUCCCCUAUGGCUGAGCGCUCUAUGAUGUCAGCUUAUGAACGCUCUAUGAUGUCAGCUUAUGAGCGCUCCAUGAUGUCCCCGAUGGCUGACCGAUCUAUGAUGUCCAUGGGUGCUGACCGGUCUAUGAUGUCUUCAUACUCUGCUGCUGACCGGUCUAUGAUGUCAUCGUACUCUGCAGCUGAUCGAUCUAUGAUGUCAUCUUAUACUGCUGAUCGUUCAAUGAUGUCUAUGGCAGCUGAUUCUUACACCGAUUCUUACACUGAUACAUAUACGGAGGCAUAUAUGGUGCCACCUUUGCCUCCUGAAGAGCCUCCAACAAUGCCACCAUUGCCACCUGAAGAGCCACCAAUGACACCGCCAUUGCCUCCUGAGGAACCACCAGAGGGUCCAGCAUUACCCACUGAGCAGUCAGCAUUAACAGCUGAAAAUACUUGGCCUACUGAGGUGCCAGCAUUACCUCCUGAAGAGUCUGUGUCGCUGCCUGAACCUCCUGUGAGUCAAAGUGAGAUUUCAGAGCCUUCAGCAGUGCUUGCUAAUUAUUCAGCGUCAGCAUCAGAGCCUUCAAUGUUAGCAUCAGAGGCUUCCAUGACUGUUCCAGAACCACCACUGGAGCCAGAAUCUUUGGUCACAUCAACACCUGUAGAGUCUGCUGCUGUAGCAGAAGAGCAUGAAAUUAUUCCAGAAAGACCAGUGACUUAUAUGGUGUCGGAAACUCCCACAACAUCAGGUGAACCGACUGUGUUAACAUCAGAGCCUUCUGUUAUGUCAGAGGCAGCAGAAACUUUUGAUUCCAUGAGGGCUUCAGGACAUGUUGCCUCAGAGGUAUCUAUGUCCCUGCUGGAGGCAGCAGUACCUAUUCCAGAGCCAUCCCAGAGCACUGUAGAUCUGCCAGCCAUGGCUGUCUCAGAGCUACCAGCUGUGGCUGUCCCAGAGCAACCAGCUGUGGCUGUCCCAGAGCAACCAGCUGGAACUGUCUCAGAGCCACCAGACAUGGCUGUUCCAGAGCCACAGGCUGAGGCUGUGCCAGACCCAGCGGCUGUGGCUGUCCAGGACCCACCGGCCGAGGCUGUCCCAGAGCCCCUGGCCUUGUCUGAGCCAGAGCAUAUUACCGUUCCUGUGCCAGUUGUUUCUGCCCUGGAGCCUACUGUGCCUGUCCUGGAACCAGCGGUGUCAGUCUUUCAACCUAACGUGAUUGUUUCAGAACCAUCUAUUUGUGUCCAAGAAUCUACUGUGACAAUUUCAGAGCCUCCUGUCACUCUCUCAGAGCAGACUCAAGUAAUACCCACUGAGAUGGUUUUAGAGUCUACACCAAUGAUACUGGAGUCUAACGUUAUAAAAGGAAUGAAUUUACUGUCUGGCGAUCAAAAUCUUGCUCCAGAGAUUAGCAUGCAGGAGAUUCCCAUGCAUUCAGACGAAGAGCCACAUGCUGAAGGAUACCUGAAGAAUGAUUCUUAUGAAACUGAAAGUGGUAUGAAUAUAGACUGUAAUAUAAAUAAUCACUUAAUUGCUAAAGAGAUGGAACAUAACACAGUGUCUGCUGCCAGCACUGGUGCUGUUGGUGAAACUGGUGAAGAGAAGAUUUUGCCCACCAAUGAGACUAAACAAUGCACAGUAUUGGAUACCUGUCCUACUGUUAGUGAAACUGAUGUAGGAGGGACUCUGUCUUCUACUGGUUCCCUUGCUCUUGAACCUGAUGCACUGGGAACUGGUAAGGGUCUUGAAUUUGCCACAGCAUCUGCUUUCAGUUCAAUUAGUAAAUAUGAUGUUGAAGUAUCGUUAACUACUCAAGAUACUGAACAUGACAUGGUAAUUUCCACCAGCCCCAGUGGUGGUAGUGAAGCUGACAUAGAGGGACCUUUACCUGCUAAAGACAUUCAUCCUGAUAUACCAGCAAAUAAUAACUUUGUCAGUAAGGAUGCAGAAGGAUCAUUACCUAUACAGGAGAGUGACCAGACAUUAGCAGUGGCUCUCAGUCCUAAAGAAAGUAGUGGAGAAGAUAAAGAAGUACCUCUCCCUACUAAAGAGAUACUGUCUGAUUCAGGAUUUUCUGCCAACAUUGAUGAUAUUAAUGAAGCUGAUUUAGUGAGACCAUUACUUCCUAAGGACAUGGAACGUCUUACAAGCCUUAGAGCUGGUAUUGAAGGACCUUUACUUGCAAGUGAAGUUGAACGGGAUAAAUCUGCUGCCAGUCCAGUUGUAAUUAGUAUACCAGAAAGAGCUUCAGAGUCGUCUUCAGAGGAAAAAGAUGAUUAUGAAAUUUUUGUAAAAGUUAAGGACACACAUGAAAAAAGCAAGAAAAAUAAGAACCGUGACAAAGGUGAGAAAGAGAAGAAAAGGGACUCUUCGUUAAGAUCUCGAAGUAAGCGUUCCAAGUCUUCUGAACACAAAUCGCGAAAGCGCACCAGUGAAUCUCGUUCUAGGGCAAGGAAGAGAUCAUCGAAGUCCAAGUCUCAUCGCUCUCAAACACGUUCACGGUCACGAUCAAGACGCAGAAGGAGGAGCAGCAGGUCAAGAUCAAAGUCUAGAGGAAGGCGAUCUGUAUCAAAAGAGAAGCGCAAAAGAUCGCCAAAGCACAGAUCCAAGUCCAGGGAAAGAAAAAGAAAAAGAUCAAGCUCCAGGGAUAACCGGAAAACAGGUAGAGCUCGGAGUCGCACCCCAAGCCGUCGGAGCCGGAGUCACACUCCGAGUCGUCGAAGAAGAUCUAGAUCUGGGGGAAGAAGGAGCUUCAGCAUCUCCCCGAGCCGACGGAGCCGCACCCCGAGCCGAAGGAGUCGCACCCCGAGCCGAAGGAGUCGCACCCCGAGCCGACGGAGCCGCACCCCGAGCCGACGGAGCCGCACCCCGAGCCGACGGAGCCGCACCCCGAGCCGUCGGAGAAGAUCAAGAUCUGUGGUAAGAAGACGAAGCUUCAGUAUAUCACCAGUCAGAUUAAGGCGAUCACGAACACCCUUGAGAAGAAGGUUUAGCAGGUCUCCCAUCCGCCGUAAACGAUCCAGGUCUUCUGAAAGAGGCAGAUCACCUAAACGUCUGACGGAUCUGAAUAAGGCUCAGUUACUUGAAAUAGCCAAAGCUAAUGCAGCUGCCAUGUGUGCUAAGGCUGGUGUUCCUUUACCGCCAAACCUAAAGCCUGCACCUCCACCUUCAAUAGAAGAGAAAGUUGCUAAAAAAUCAGGAGGAGCUACUAUAGAAGAACUAACUGAGUUUUAGAAGCCAAACUGACUGAGGAGUGGGACGGUUCGUUUGAAUGGAGGAGGUGUUGAGUGAGCAACACGCAGAAGCUCGCCUACAGUUUCGUUUCCAUUCACGACGUGUUCACUGAUCGCCACGAGUGUACUGCAUAUACGCAAAGACACAGACAAUCUUCAGAAAUGAUCUUUUGCCACCGGAGCUUGGAAAUUAAUGAGAAUAGCUGGCCAUUGCCUGAAAGGAACUUCUUUCGCAUCAACAUUUCGGGUUUUGGCUGUUUGGUACCAGCCAUUGGUGAUAAUGGCCGGCCAUUAUCAGUUCUUCCUGCGGUUCGGGUUUUGGCAGUAACAUAUAUAUUUUAAACACACUUAUUUUUGUUUUUAAGAAUUUGAUCUUUUAAAUUGAGGCUUUUUUUUUUUGUCUUUUGGCUUUAUUUUAUUAAAAAAUUUUUUUUUUGGAGGACGCUGAAAUAUUGCUGCUAGGAUCCAGAAAUACCACAUUGUUUCAGAUAUUGAAACUUGUUAUUGGCUAGCCUUAUGCCAGCCUGCCACUGUCAAUAUAUUCUGUUCCCCUUGGUUACAAGCUUGGUAUAUUCUGUGUUUUUGGCUAUAUGAGCUUUUUAUCCUAUUAAAAUAUUUUCAAUUGAUAAGGGAUAUGACAGAUUCUACUGCUAGUAUAGAGACAUGUCCACCCAAAUUUACUCUGACCUUUUUAUAAAGCCAGGUAAUGGAGUCGGUUCCUUUGCUUCUCAAGGCGGAAUUGACUUUGCUUUAUGUGUCAGACCUCAUCAAUUGCACCCUCCCCAUCAUGCCUUAUAUUCCAUUCUUGAGUUCUGUUCCUUUAGAGACUCAACCUACAAAACAUUUAAGGAAAGACAUGCUAUCAUCUAACCCAGUUGCAAGUGUUUGAGAUUUUAUUUAGCCAUACAUUUGGGGAUCAUAUAGUUUCUUAAUCUGUUUCCUUACUUAGAUUUAUUACAAUUUUUUUUUUAAGUUUAAGGACCUAGUGAAGGCUUCUGUUGCUUGCUUAUCAAAUCCAAGCUCCUUAUCCAAAACCUUGUGAACACUUAGUGUUUCCCUAUAUAUUUUAGCCUCAUCUUCAGCCCUCUGUCCCUUCUAAUAAGUUUUUUCUCACCUCUUUACCACUACCUGACUAGGGUGACUUUCUUUUCCUUUCCCUGCUAAUCCUUGUUCGUAACUAUGAAAAUCUGGCUUAGAACUCUGCGAGGAAUAUUCCUUGAUUAUCAGAUUCUGCCUGAUUCUGUUCUCUUAAGCUUUUGUUCUUUGAGCACUUAUGUACUCAGUUUGUAUUAUAUCAGUUUGCACUUGUUAAUUGUGUUGCUCUGUAAAAGCGUUCCUCAAUUAUCUCAUGUGUAUGUAUUCCGUCUAUUGAACUAGAUUGUAAGCUCCUUGAGAGCAGGGACCAUGUCUUUUACUUUAUUUUUUUUGUAUUCCCUGGACAGUGCCCAGUACAGUGCUCUGCACAUAGUAGGUGCUCAAUAAAUGUUGUUAACUGAC
This is a messenger RNA of Orcinus orca (killer whale), 8319 nucleotides long. It is a transcript of the gene SON, whose product is annotated as SON DNA and RNA binding protein. Bases 470 to 6823 code for a protein of 2117 amino acids. The record is from RefSeq and is a predicted model, not a curated record. Gene Ontology annotation, molecular function: protein binding; RNA binding. The transcript is spliced from 5 exons. Gene Ontology annotation, biological process: regulation of cell cycle; regulation of mRNA splicing, via spliceosome. Lineage: Eukaryota; Metazoa; Chordata; Mammalia; Artiodactyla; Delphinidae.